AUGUCCAAUAUGGCGAUUCACAGCUAUACUCAACCUUCAACUUCGGAUUCAAGUGGAAGAAGCUAUGGGAGGAGAGACGGUUCAAGAAUUGCAAUAAAAGAAUAUGGGCUAAUGAAGGAAUGCUACUGUGGAGCUCGGGCUAUAAUCGAUACUUGUCAUUCCCAGAUUGACCCAGGAAGAAGGUUCUACACUUGCCCAAACGUAGGCGACGGAGACUCUCACAUUUGGAAGUGGUGGGAUGAGGCAGUCAUGGAAGAGCUGAGUCUCAUGGGUGUCGAGGCUGGCGAAGUAGCGGAGAAGAUGGAUUUGUUCACUUACUUGGAUGAUUUAUAUAUGGCUACUCAGGAAAUCAAGCAGUUGAAGGGUGUGGAGAUUGAGACUACGAAAAAGAUUGCGAUGAUGGAAAUGGAGUUGGCCGAGAUGAAGAAGAAGAGAAGUGGCUUUGAGAUGCAGGAUCUACUUUGA
This is a messenger RNA of Thlaspi arvense, 465 nucleotides long. Lineage: Eukaryota; Viridiplantae; Streptophyta; Magnoliopsida; Brassicales; Brassicaceae. The record is from the annotation of a GenBank genome assembly.